AUGACCUUGGGCCCUCGAGCGAACGCCAGCUCUAGCCAAAGUCCAGCUUCUCGUGUCUCUAGCCAGCCAAGUCCGGCAUCUUCGUCGUCUAGAAAGGCAAUGAAACCUGAAGUAAGUAAAGAACCGCAUACUGUUUCCCCAAUGUCUUCGUCAUUCGUACAAGUUCCGAUGCCCUUGCCACGUGCGAAAGAUACGCCGCGUUUCACGGGCAAGCAUCUCGGCGAGUUCCUGUCAUCUUUUGAGGCGAGAGCUCUAGGAAAUCGUGGUGCGGCAAGGGUGUUAGCCAGCCGGCACCUUCCCGUCUCAUGGGCGCAAAGGGAGUGA
Laetiporus sulphureus 93-53 is the source of this 324-nucleotide messenger RNA. RefSeq lists its product as uncharacterized. Lineage: Eukaryota; Fungi; Basidiomycota; Agaricomycetes; Polyporales; Laetiporaceae. The transcript has a single exon. The record is from RefSeq and is a predicted model, not a curated record. The coding region runs from base 1 to 324 and encodes 107 amino acids.